Molecule: messenger RNA, 1518 nt
Organism: Cylindrotheca closterium
Lineage: Eukaryota; Bacillariophyta; Bacillariophyceae; Bacillariales; Bacillariaceae
Source: the annotation of a GenBank genome assembly
AUGUCAACCACAAAUUAUUCUUGGGCGUUCCAUGACACGUCUACGGAAUGCGCCAUUUGUUUGGAGCCCCUGGACGACAGUGACUAUGAUACUACAACUGAAACGACAACCAUUAAAACAAAUAAUAGCAAGAUGAGUGCUACCAUUCGACUGGUCUGCGGUCAUCGUUGGCGUUUGCAAUGCUUGAGAGAACAGUUGGAAUUGGCUCGACCCACCUUUGCCAAACGGCUCUUGUUGCGUCACAAAGUCCAUGGGUUGUUGGUGGAGCAACUGAACAAUGAUGCGGCAUCCUUAAGUUAUAGCGACAACGAUAACAGCAACAAGGCGAAACUUUCCAACGGAAACAAUGAAACAAAUCAAUCGCUAUUGCUCGCUUGGAAAAAAGUACAGACCAGCAAAGAUCCCAAGACCAAAGAACAAGUCUUGCGAGAGGCCCUAAAAAAGUACGCAUUUUACUUGUGCUCUCACUGCAAAGAGCCAUACUUUGGAGGGACUGUGGAAUGUUCGGAUGAAAUGGUGGAAGAGGAAUCCUCGUCCGAUACGGAACCACGGUUGUGCAUGGCCUGUACUCCUCAAAUAGUUUGCCACAGCCCUUUGGAACAUUUGGGAUCCAUUGUGUGGAAAUGCCGGUACUGCUGUCAACCCGCGACUCAUGUAUGCUAUGGCAAUGUUCACUUUUGCAAUCAUUGUCACGAUCGCAAUACGCAACGAGUUCAGCAGAUCCAAGUAUGGAAACAAGAGGAACGAUUGUCAAGGCGGAGGAUGGGCAACAGCAAAGGAGCAAAGAUGGAACCGCCACCACCAUUGGAACCGAUUCCUUGUCCCGGCAAAGACUGUACUUUUCCCAAACCAUCAUUGUCCUCUUCCAGCACCGGCAAUGAUGGCAACAACAAUCCGGCAGUGGGAAUAUCCAACGUAUCCACUUCAUCCUCCAUGGCCGAGUUUCAUUCCAAUGGCUCGUCUGCAGAUUGCGAACAAGUCUACACCUGCCUCAUUUGUCAGUCGUCUGACCAGGAACAACCAACACGAGACGCCCCUGGAUCCGACAACUUGCUCACAAAUACAAGUGGACAAUUGGGAUUGCGAGGAUGGAAACAACUCAAUCCACGCUGCUCUUGGCAAGUGGAACCCUCUGACUGGCCUCUGAAUGCAGAAACCACUACCAAUUUUGUCAGUUCCUUUGCUCCGUGUCUCAUGAGUCAGCUGGUAGAUUUGAGACGACUGGCGGCAGCUCUACUACUAUCCGACCAUGAAACGGAACCACCCUUAUUUCGGACCCAUGAUUUUGCCGUGGAAGUAUCGGCCCGUUACCAAGCACGGACGGAUUGCCCGUCACUCUUUCGGCUCGAAGCGAUUGCCAUGGACCAAAACCAGCAACCGUUGCAACGGUUGCGAACGGAAGCGUUGGAUGCACCACCAGAUCAUUGGGACAGGGCGGAAUCGGUCUUGGAAUAUUUUUGCUUGGAAGAAGUGCAAUAUGUGGCCAUUGUCAUUCUUGGAAAAGACAAGCGAUUUUGA